AGAUUUGUUAAAGUUAAAUAUAGCUGCUAUUAAAGGGUAGUAAAAAAGCACAGAAACAAUCUUGAAUAGUUUAGGGUCUCCAUACCUUUCCAAAUACUGAAGGCUAUAAUUGUUUCUGAGAAGAGCUUCAAGUUUUGUUAACAAACAUUAUUAUAGAUUCACCUGUUCUGAUACUAUGAUAAAGAAGAAUGAAAGAAGAGCAACGUCAAAAGCAAUAACAGGAUAUCAAAGUUUCUUAACAAUCCAUGUACAAGGAUUAUUCUCUAAAAUAUUAUGUGUACAAGAAAUCAAGCAACUCUUAAGUUACUUUCAAGCGGCACAGAGACCUACUGGUUUUAAUACUGACUAACAGCAGCAACGAAGUGGAUUACUGUAAGGGGCAAUUCACUCUUGCAGCUUGCAAAUAGCAUACAAGACUUUCCCUAAAACAAAAGGAUUUCCGAGGAUUUUCAGAUAAUACAAAAGGAUUUGCACAAAAGGUGUACGAGAUUUUCUUGUAGUGAUUUGCCGCUGGGAAUACUGUACCUGUCCAUAUAAGAGACAAGGAUAUAAGCAGUUUUAAACAGCUCUUCAGAUCAUGCACAACUAAAUUAGACGAAGAAAUGGAUUCAUGCAAAGCUUUCUUUAGUAAAUCACCUGCAAAUCAUGUAAAUUGGAAAAAAACAGCAAAAUAUUCACUCAAAACUAUUCACUUUCACUUAUGGAUGAUUUAAUGAAAAUAAAAAGUUCCUUAUUGAUAAAUGAUAAAGAAGUCCUGUCGCAUUGUAAAUUAACAUUUUAGCAGUGCUGAUUAAAUAGUUUCGUAAUAACGAAUUUAGGUUGCUGUAUUAUUGCAUAGAUAGUAGAUGGGUCUAAAAAAUAUUUGCUAUACUAAUAAAUUCUUGUGAGUUUGCAUAAGCCCAUUUAAAGUCGAGCUGAAUUUGUUAAAAAAAUCGAUAUUCAUGCAUGCUUUUUGAAAACAAUUGAAAACUAAAGUCUUGAGAACUCAGGUUUUUACAAAGAGUUUACAAAAUGAAUUUCAAUAAUGCUUUGACAGUGACAAACCCAAAAGAAGAAAAAAGAAAAAAAAGGGAAAGCAAGCAACGCCAACAACCACAACACAAUAACAAAACAAAAACAACACUAAUGCUUCCAAGCAGCAAAGCAACGAAAAUUACAAUUGUUAAAUAUUAGAUAGGGUAUUUUUACAUAACAUGCUAAAAGAAAGAUGAGAAUGUGCCUUGUUUUUGCUGAAUUGGUCAGUCAGCUUACGUAACUACGUUCUUCAAACUUACAUAUAGGUGCUUUUCACAACACAGAGAAAAUGAUCGUUUUACAUCAUUUCUAUGAAUGAUGCUAUUGAAUGCAAAACCUUUACAUCAGAUUACCUUUUGUCAAGUCGGCUUAAUAAAUUUGAUUUGCAGUUAACAAUUUCAAAAAUCAAUGGUUUACUAAAUAAUAGAACGGUACACGUAAUACUCGAAUUCUAUGGCACCUGUGGGACAUGCAGCACGCAGCAGUUCGUGUCACUAUAUGCUGUGAGUAAAACUGGAUGUUUCAAAUUGAAUUUUGCCUUCUAGAUAGGACGACGCCAUUACCCGGAAAGAGCAACGGGUCUAUCGAUGCAAAGCUUGCGCUUAUUCCGCUGUAAAGGCUCAAAAGGACCGCCAUGUUACAAUUUAACAGAAGCUAAUUCAACAUAGCUAACUGGAAUCGGCUGAAAUAGCUAAGACGUGUUUCUUGGCAAAGAUUUUAUUUACAAUUACGUGCUUUGUGGCAAAAGGUUUAAUUUGGGAAAUUUUCAGCCAAUAAAGCUAAAUCUAUUAAGGAAAUAAGUUGCUAACGAUUCAUCUUUAACCAAAAGUUUUUGUCUUUGACAAGCUUCAAUCUAAGAGAAGACUUUUAAACAAGAUUCAAAAGUCUUUUUUUCAACUCUGUUAAUGUUUAUCAUGACUUGUUCUCAGCAAAUGCAAAUGUACACCUGCCUCUUUCAGGAUCUUGCAAGCUCUUGCAAGUACUUGCAGGAUCUUGCAGGGUCUUGCAGUGACUUGCAGGAUCUUGCAGGAUCUUGCAGGAUCUUUCAGGGUCUUUCAAUGACUUGUGAGGUGUUUAGAGCUCUUAAAAAUACUACCUUGCAUGACCUUCAAACUAUUCAAUAACUUGGUCCGAAACUCAAGUCAGUAAAAAAGGCAAUACCGUUGCAUUGCUGAUCUUUUCAGCAAUAGUCGAUAAGUAGCCAUAUGAUAGUCUACUUUAAUUGAGUGUCAGCUUGCAGGAGAUGCGAAUCCGCGCCAAUAAAUUGAAAGGUAGUUUACGCAUGCGUCAGCCAUAAAUGACUAUCGGUUCCAGCCUGGAUUCCUAAAUUUGCUACAUGUUGGAUUGCCGGGGAAACUUUGAGGCGCUUUUGGUACUGGGGUUUGCAAGACUUGUGACCGAGGAAUUUAAUGAGGCGAUCUAACCAGGGGGACAGUAAUUUUGUACCGGGGAGGAUCUUGCCUUGCCCGGGGCAGGAUUUUGCUUAAAUUAUUUCACCGGGGAAUUCGCCGGGGCAGGAUUUGCCGGGGCACUUAGACAUGGAUGUUUGUAAGGUCUUACUGCGUACUCAGGAGCUACUAUGCCUAUAAUGCUGUUGCACAUAGGCAUGGCGUAUCAUGAUACAAAUUAGAAUUUGUUUUAAUUGAUAUCGAAUUAUGGACUAAGCUGCCUAAAUAUACACAAAACAUAGUCAAAUUGUUUGUUUCAUUAUCGGAUAUACUUGCUUGAAAAGAGAAAAGCAAAAUAAAAGUGGAAAUCUGAAAGGAACUUUGUCUCGAGACGAGAAUCACGAAAAGCUUAUCACCACUGGAGAUUGAGAUAAGAAUUUUUCAUGACUCAUUCUCGAAAACGUCCUGUUCUAAAAAGACUGCUUAAACAUGCGGGUUACCUUUAUCUCUCACGUGUUUUUCUCAAACGGGUAUAGCUCAUAACAAUUUGAAUCCAAAAUUUUUUUGAAAGAAUUAACUAGCGAGAUCUGGGAGAAUUGUUGGUUCUACUUGGAGAUAAGUCUCAAAUCCUCUUAAGCAGAGCUUAGAAACAAAACGGUCAGAGGUCAAAAACUGUGAGCAAGGCAAAUGCAAAUGCCACUGAAAUGCUGCAACUAAACCCUACCUUGCUAAUUUUUAUCGGUGAAACUUUUUCAGAGAAUGAUAUCAUCUAGAUGAAUAGAGUUCUCAAGUGUGACGUCAAAAAAGCACUUCUUUUAGAAUUUUUGAAUUUUGACCACAUAACAUGAAAGAACACUAUAAAAUACUUCCAUAUAUGCAAUAUAAGUUAAAUUUGUAAACAAUUUGGUGAGCUAUGGUAAAUAGAAGAUUUGAAGUUCGCCAGCGGAUUACUGUUAUUUUGGCUCAGUUCAUAAAGUUUUGAACUGAGACCAAAUUACAAAGGUUUGAUGGGGUCAGAGCUUGUGUUGUGCUCAUCUGGACUCAUCUCAGCCGAUUCGUAAUACCUCUAACUGGUUUUGCAGAUAUAGAGGUAUUUCAAAAUGCUCUUUCAGGUUAUGGGGAAAAAAUUCAAAAAUUCUAAAAAUAGAUUUUUGUGACGUAAUCAUUUUACAACUCUAUUGUUGGGGUUUUUGGCGGGCCUAAUAGUAUUUUAUUUCCAACCUAUUUUCCUCCAUGUUUCAAGUUUCGACUACCUAAAGCUAGUACGUGUGCAGUUUACCUACAAGGAGGGGGGUAUGUUCAGUUUAUUUCAAACUUAUCUUCUCCUCAACAAAAACGGACUCUGCUUUUUAGGUAGAUGUUUAUCGAAUUUUUGUUUGAAACAAAAAGCAAAGAAAACUCAAAGUAGGUGAAAAUGUUAUACUGAAUACAGAUCACUACAUUCUGCUAUAUAUCUACAACUAAAGGCGAAUUUUAACAGUUCACACUGCAAAUUACAAUGCUGGAGAUUUGUAGGGUCGGUAAGAUUCUAAAUAGUAUUAGUAGCAUUGGUUUGAGGAGUGAUUACUUACAGAAGGCAGAUAACAGAUUUCAGUUCUGUAUUCUCAUUACAAAAAUAUUUGUCAGAUAAACACGAGACCAUAAGUACUGCCUUUCUAGAAGAUUCUUCCUUUAAACUUUUCACAGCUCAACGAUUAUUUUGUUAUUGAGAAUGUCUUUUGAACUUUUUUUGGAACAGCUCUAUUGACAAAAUCUUUUCCAACAUAAGCUAAAUUUCGGAGCAUUUUAUCAAUUCACCACCUUCAUGAUAUAUAAUGGGUGUGCAUGGUUGAUGGAUUCAAUCUUCAUCAGUAUAAUGCCUUAUGGAUCUUACUAAAAAUGAUGAAAAUGAAGAUGUACAUGAGGCGGUUAUUCUCGAAGCAUUUUUGCACUCUCCUGUUUAAAAGUUUAGAUGAGAUUUGAAGAGCUGGAAUACGUAUUUAAUCAUAUCUCAUAUUUCACUUGCCGCAAAUUUAGAGGUCUAGGAAAGAAUUGAUGAAAUUAUUUUCAAGCAAGUGAAUAGUUAUCAGAGGUCAAAAACUGUUCUGCUAUUCGCUAAUAGUUUAAAGCGCCACAAAUCGUUUCUUCAUUUAAAGUUUAUCGCAGGUGCUUUAACUUAUUCUCAUCACAUGCAGUGAGGUAACAGCGCCUGGCACCAUUGAAUCAAGAUCUGAAAAAGAAGCUUUUUAAAGAAAACAGCAAAAUAAAGGUAGUUUUAGCUCAAGGUUUUUAAAGUAAGGUUGUAUGGAAUAGCAAGAAAAAGCUGGUGACUGCGAUAACAUCGUGGCUAUGCAGAGUAAUCUUUUGUUCUUAAUUUGACGUCAUUGCAACAUUAAUCAUUAGGUUAAUCUGACGUUAAGUAUUUACAUGCUGAAGACACAGAGUAGCCAACUCACUUGUGAAUGUCAUUAGUUGGCAAAGAAGUCGAUAAAAACUUUUGUGGUUGUUCAAACAUAUGAUAGCAUGGCUUCAAAACAUAGCCUAGAAGAUUUACUGAAUCUAUCACUUGGAACUCCUGAGAUAGGUGCAGUGAAUUUCAAUUAUUUAUAUGAAGUCAUACAUGAGAUACUGAAACAUCUUGGAAUUGCCAAUAAGCAGGCCGGUACUGUAGAGGAUUUUGAUUAUCGUGUUCAGUCACUUUCUGGCAGAUCAACACCACUGCCAGAAGUUCAAGAAGAAAGUAAUGUUGAAACUGACAACGCUGCUCUUAAAUCAGAAAAGGCUAUUAAAAAUGGCGAUGAACAAAAUAUGGCUAAGGAAAAUGACCCCAAGUCGUCUUCAAAUUUGUCAGACAUCAAAGAGCCCACUAUCUUUGACGAAAAUCGGCAACAAGGCUCUCAUCAAGACAUUUCCAAGAGGCGGAGCUCGCAUUCAGAUGAGCAAAAUCAUGUUUCAAGGGACCAGAAAGAUGAAACAUCACUCGCAAGUAGAAAAAGUUCUGAAAAGAAACUUCCACAGGAAGACACCUCCGAAAAGAAUACCCAUGCAAGCCAAAAUAAGCCUACAUCAGCAAAAUCAAGCAACGGCACUGAAAGGGUUGUGCGCCGCCAAUCCGUGAGCCCAACUGGAUAUACAGCAUCAAGACGAGGAUCAAAUGCAAGUGCUGGAUUCCCCGAGAGACGCUUAUCUCUUGUCGCUAAUGCCAAUGAUGGUACAAUCCUUAGCAAUCAAGAUAUCUUAUUGAUCAACAGGUCACUGGAUCGAAGAGACAGCAAAACACCGGCUGGUGACAUGUGGCAAAUCUUGAAUGUAAACAGGCGACUUGAAGCGGCUGAGGCAACGAUACAGGGGAUGACUGGUCUCAUUGACAAUCUUUCAACUGAUAUCAGUGAAAUAAGAGGCAGCAUUAACUCAGCAAAAGAUACUGCAAAUGAGAGCAAGAUUGUACCAAAGGAUGAUCAAGGAAUGCAAGUCAACAAAGAGUACUUUGAUCAAGUGUCAACUUCUAUUCAAAACAUGGAAGAUUUCAUGAAGACUUGUGCGACAAAAUCUGAUCUCAGUGAUUUUUGCUCAUUAUCCCAAGUUGAAUCUUUGAUCGAAGAGCGACUUUCUAGUCAGCCUGCACUUACAGCUUCAGAGCAGCCUCCUAAACGAAAAGAAUCACGAACAAAGCUUCUUCAAGAUGCUUUAAGUAGAAUCAUGAAACUGGAAGAAGGAAGCAUUUUCCUAAAUGAAGAAUUCGAGCGCAUGAAAUCCGCUUUGUCAAUGAAGGCAGAGAAGGAGGAUCAGGAGAAAGUUGCUCAACUUGAAACUCAAGUAGCCGAAUUAAAGCAAGAUAUGAUUAUGAUGCAACCUGUAGCUAGAGAUGUAAAUGAAAUGAAAGAGCAAAUCAAGAAUAUGUCUGAAACUGCAGAUACACUUAAGUACAUAUCUGAUCAAAUUGGCAAAGAGCAAUCUGAAACGUCCAGUAACAUCAGCAAGAUAGGAAAAGAACUGGAAACACUGACUGACACAGUUCAUACAAAAAUGGGAUCGGUAGUAAAUACUUACGCAGCGAAAUCAGAGCAAGAUGAUAUUUCAAAGUUAAAAACGAUGCUCUCAGCCUUAAAAGAGGAACAUAGCUCACUUGACGACGAAUUUCUCAAGCUAAGAAAAGAAUUGAAAGAAGGAAGUAAGAGAUUUGAGCUGAUUGAAGGUGCCAUAGAAGACGUGAAGAUCAAAAAGCUUGGCAAAGAUGAAAUAGAGAAAAUGCUGAGCCUAAAAGCCGACAAGAGUCAAAUUGAGGACAAGAUAACCCAACAGCAGUUUGAUUCCUGUAUGGUUCAUUUGGACAAAAACAUCCAGGAUGUUAUGCAGAGAAUUGAUGGGCAGGAAACAAUACUGAAGCAGUUUAUUUGCAAGUUGGAAACCAGGCUUGAAAAAACAAUAGGUCAAGAUGACUUACAAAAGUUGAAAGACAACCUAGAAAAUCGCAUGAAAACGUUCAAGGUGAGCGUUCAAGAACCAAUGUCACCUGAAGACGGGGCUGCCGGAUUUCGCAAGCCAUUACUGCGAAAUUUCCACUGCAUUUCUUGUGACAGACCCCUAGAAAUGUUGCAGGAAGAUGUAAUGCCAACAUUGCCAAUGUGCCAAGCGCUUCCUGGCUCAAGGGCCAUCCGUCCGUACACAACAUUUGAGCUGGAGCAGAUAAGAAAACAUGUUCGUGGCACUGGUAGCAAUAAGGAUCGAUAUGAAGCAGCGCAGGAGCGAGAGAGACUUCAGAAACAGCUGCUUCGAUUGUGUGGAGCCCAUGAUCUUGAUGAGCUUACAGCCAGAAGUGCUAGAUCUUGUGGUGGAUCACACACACUUUUAGACCCUCAAAAGAAAUCUGUUGUUAAGACAACACUUUAUUAUCGAGAAGAUUCAUUGCAAAUUCAAGCAGCUACUGAGCCAGUUUUUGAAAAGGAUGUCAUGGGCAGAGAUGGUCAUAUUUACAAAGGGCGAAAUGAACAUCUUCCUCCAAUAGUGCAAAAAGAGAUAACUGUUGGACAUCCACAAAAUGACAUGCCUAUAAUGCCAAGACCAUCAAUUCAACAAAGCAGAGCUGAAGUUGAUAUGCUGGCAAGUGGAUUCAAUGCACAGCAACUGGCUGCUCAAAAACUUGCUUAA
Molecule: messenger RNA, 7529 nt
Organism: Rhopilema esculentum
Lineage: Eukaryota; Metazoa; Cnidaria; Scyphozoa; Rhizostomeae; Rhizostomatidae
Source: RefSeq, a predicted model, not a curated record